AUGCCGCUCAUCAAACGAGCGGUUUCUCCAGUAAAUGUCAGUCGGGUAAAGAUACCGCCUGAAGUGACCAACGGCGAGCUUCAAUAUGUAGCGAACAGCACCUUGGCCAAUUUAAUAAGGCAACUUAGUUCCAUCAGUAAGCACGCCGAACACAUAUUCGGCGAGAUUUACUUGGAAGCAAUGAAACUCGACCAUAAGUCGAAUACGUUGGAGAAGCGAAUCACGAACCUUACCGAAAAAGUGUCGAAGCUCGACUCAACUAAUGAACAAGAACAAUGCCUGUGUCUAAGCGCCAGUUUGGGAGAGGCUGCGCUGAGGAAGGCCGUUCAAGAAGUUCCAUGUUGGUGGACGCAGCAUACGCUCGAUCGUACACCAGCGUUACCGGUAGCCCUUGCUGAGGUGUACUCACGUUGUGAUCCUCCUCCUAAUCUCGAUGCUCUUAACCCCUUUCAGCAUUUUUGGUUGGAAAGAGAUCCUGGUGCUCCCAGUGCCUUAUCUCUCUACACCAAUCCGUCAUUCUUCUUCGACCUCUGGAGACAAGAAAUGCUCAAGGACUGUGCGGAUAACACGGCUAGGAGACGAAUCAAAUCUCCACCUCCAGAUGGUCUCAAUAUGGCGAGAAGUCCGAAAAAGCGGCGACAACGCUUACCACCGCAACAACAAGAAGUACCCAGGCAGCAAGCGGCGAGGUAUAUGUCGUCUCUUCGAAACGCUCGCUCCACAGCACUUUCAUUUCCGGAUGAGUAUCAAGCCCCACAAGCUUUGGGUCUCCAACUUCACAAAACCAGUCAGAUCCAGCACUUCCAACCUGUUCAAACAUCGACUCCCUCGCAAACAGGCGGCAUGAGCAUUCGUGCUGCACCAGCUCCGGAGAACAGACAACGAGCAAAUCUUUCACCACCAAAGGAGCUCAAGCGUGAACUUCCUCCUCCGGACCUAGCGCUCCUCUCGAUUGACGACGAAGAUGAGGAGCUACCACCACCUCCACCCACCCUCAUGCAUACGAGCGUCGUUAAUCAUCUGCCGUCUCCCCCUCCCAGCGCUAUGCAACUUGUGCCAAGCGAUGCUCAGGCUGUGGUUCCUCCUCCUCCGCCGCCCCCACCGCCGCCACAAAAUCUGAUUACGCCGUCAGCUCCGUCAGCGGCAACAUUCGGAGGAGUUACUAAGACUUCAACGGAAACUGAAGAGGAGGAGAAGAAACCCGAUACGAGGAGUAACUUGCUCGCCGAGAUUCAAAGUGGAAUCAAGUUGAAGAAGCAUCUGGAUUAG
This is a messenger RNA of Ostertagia ostertagi, 1269 nucleotides long. NCBI's taxonomy places the organism in Eukaryota, Metazoa, Nematoda, Chromadorea, Rhabditida, Trichostrongylidae. The record is from the annotation of a GenBank genome assembly.